AGCCUGAUCUUAAAAGUAGAAAGGGUGUCUGUCUUCCAAAUCCAAACUGGGUGCUGGUUCCACAGGAUCCUCCCAUCCUACUUUUCAAAUCUCUAGGAACCACAGGAGGAGGAAAAAAAAGUUGUUGGGAAGUUGAGAAGGAUUUUUCCAAGCCUGUGGAAAAAAUGGAUGCGGGAAUAGAGAAAGAAUGCAGCGCCUUGGGAGGGCUCUUCCAGCUCAUCAUGAACGACAUGAAGGCCAGUUAUCCUACAUGGGAGGACUUUGUAUCCAAAGGAAAUAAACUGCAGUCACAGCUCAGAACGACCAUCGUGGUGACCGGAGCCUUCCUGGAUGCUUUUCAGAAGGUGGCAGACAUGGCGACCGGAACCAGAGGUGCCACCAAGGAAAUAGGCUCAGCACUAACCAGGAUGUGUAUGAGACACCGGAGCAUCGAGUCCAAACUUAAACUGUUUACCACGUCCCUCUCAGAAGGUCUCAUCACACCACUGGAGUUGAAAAUGGAGGAGUGGAAAAAAGUGGCCAGUCAGCUGGAUAAAGACCACGCCAAAGAGUACAAGAAGGCCAGAGCAGAUAUCAAGAAGAAAUCUUCAGACACCAUCAAACUGCAGAAGAAGGUGAAAAAAGGGAAGGAUGAAGCUCGGGGACAAUUGGACAACGCGCUGCAGGACGUCAAUGUGCGUUACGCUGUGCUGGAGGAGACCGAGAAGCGAGCUGUGUGCAGAGCACUGAUAGAAGAAAGAGCUCGAUACUGUAGUUUUGUCAGCAUGCUGAAGCCUGUGCUGGACCAUGAGAUCAACAUGCUGGGUGAGGUGACACACCUGCAGACCAUUCUGGAAGAUCUGACAAACUUGACAGCUGAACCCAAUAAACUUCCACCAGCCAGCGAGCAGGUGAUCCUGGACCUUAAAGGUUCUGAUUUCAACUACACCUAUCAGACACCUCCAGCUUCUCCCAGUAACACUCUGUCCAGGAAGAGCAGCAUCAGCAGCUACCAGUCAGGAUCAGUGAGACAUGUUCCCUCUUUGGACUCUAUCAGCUGUGCUGUGGAUGGACUACACCUGCAGCGCUGCUCCUCCCCCUAUCUGCUCACCGGCUGCGAUGAAAGCGGUCGAUCUCUCAGCGAAGGGAACUCCCCCUCUCGCCUCGGCCGUCACGGCAGCCGUGGUCGCUAUGGUUACGCAGCUGGCUAUGGCCACCGCCCGGCUCAGAGUCGCCGCUUUAGCCGCAGGGAUUUGAAAACAGAUUCAGUUGGCUCUACCAAUCAGCUGGCCUCUGGGGGAACUGGAGGGGCGGAGAACGGCCUCUUGGCCCCUCCACACAAUGCCUACGUACAUGGAGAGCGAGCUCGCGCCAUGUCUGCAUCUGGAAAGCCUUGUUUGGCCCAGGAUCAGCUGGCAUUGUCACUGGGUGCGUUGAAUUCUGACGCCCCGAGAAGCAGCAGAGACUCUCUGCACUGUUCCAGCGGCUAUAGCACCCAAACCACCACCCCGUCCUGCUCCGAGGACACUAUACACACCCACACUGUAAAGAGAGAUCCUCCUAUCUAUGUCGACUAUGAGUCCAUCUCUCUCCACGGAGACACUGACUCCAUCUCCUUACAUCACCUCUCCCACGGCAACAGCCAGUCAGAUUUCGACAAGUCUUCGACCAUCCCGAGAAACUCUGACCUCAGAUUCCAGUACCGGGAGUUCAUCCACUCCAAGCGUCCCGCCUCUACUGUCAGCCUAUUGGCUGAGUCCGACUUGAGUGGUGGGUCUAACCGGCAGAUGCCGUCCCACACGGCAACCAUCAGGCGCAAACCUUCAUCUAAGCCACCUUAUCGCAGAGGAACAAUCAGUGGUGGGGUUCCCAUCCCCAUCUCCACCCCACAGGUUCCACUCAAAGCCCUCGGCGGAACCAGCGGAAGCGAUGAGAACGUUUUCAAAGUGCCCUCUUCUGUAGGGGUGGGAGGUUUAGGUCACAGUAAACUCUGCACCUCCACCCAGAGCCUUAGUGCUUUACCACCCUCCUCCCCAUACUACCAGAUUGUCCCAGGCCAGAUGCCCAUCCCAGUGCCCGUACCCACUGUUCCUUCGCUGCCAUCUGAGGGAGGGAACAGUGUCAAACAACAGCACCAGAGGCAAUACCAGCAACAUCAGCAAUACAGUCUACCACAGCAACAGCACAACCAGCAAUUCCAGAUUCAACAGUUCCAGCAGCAGCAACAGAUUCAGCAGCAACAGUUCCAGCAGCAGCAACAGAUUCAGCAGCAACAGUUCCAGCAAUGGCAACAACAGCAGCAGUUUCAACAUCAGCAGCAACUGCAGUUCCAACAGCCCCAGAUUCAGCAAGCCCAGCAGCUGCAGCAUCAGCACGAUCAGUAUCAGCUGCAGUUGAACCAGCAGCAGAAACAGAAGCUGUUCCAGCAGCAGCAACAGCAGCACCAGGCCUACACUACUCAGGCAGAGCCCUCCGGUGUGCCCAACAACAUCAACUACCAGCCCCAGGCUCCUCCACCCUGCAGCCAGGACCAAAAGCCUGAGCAGUUCACCCAAGAAGAAGAAGAAGAAGAAGGAGGCAGCAGAAACAUGUUGACCCUUAUUAGAGGAGUAAAGCUCAGAAGGACCAUCACCAAUGAUCGCUCUGCCCCCUCUCCUACCCCCUCCAACCAAUCACAAAUGAGGCUGACCAGCAGAUUUUUACUUCUCUGCUAAACUGUUAAGUUUAGUUUGGUUUCUGAAGAGAUAUCAGAGUGUGUCAGCACAGAGAAAACUCAAACACACUUUGAAAGUGUUGACAGAAUGAUUUUUUUUCGCUGGAACUCAACAUUGCUUGUUUUAUUUUAUAAAUUUACUUGAUUGCCCUUUUAAAUUUAUGUUUUAAGCAUUUUUGAGACUCUUCUGUUGUUGCAGCAACUGUCUUUUUGCCUUUUUUUUCAUGUAUUUUGAUUGUGGAUAAAGGUUUUGUGUGACUCAGUCUUACAGAAAGAACUUUUGAUUUGAUUAUUUUAGUUGGUACUCACUUCCUGGUCAGAAAAUGUAAUUAGGCAGAACAGGAAGCUGUUAGCGUCUUCGGCCUGGCUGUGUUUGAUUUGCUUUCUGCCUAGUCUCCCAGGAUGGUGGGGUAAUCAGUAGUUCAGUGGACCCACAGUGGUUGAACCAUGAUCGUGGAGUUUCGAAUUUACUGACUCAGGGUCAGUGAUUGUCUGGUGUAUUUGAUCUAGUUGGUUUCUGGUAAUCUCAAAGAGCCAAAUGCUAACACUCAUGACUCUGCAUCUGGCUUUAGGUUUAAAUAAGGUAGAACAAGAAAGAGUUUGAGAACACAAGGACUGGGUUUGAGACAUAUAUAUAUAUAUAUAUUUUUUGAGUGGCACAUGGUCUGAGGUCACUUGGUUGCUCUUACCUUAGAGUGGAGAUUUGUGCCACUCCUGGGACUCCAAAUGUUCCCUCUGAACGUGAGAGUUUGUGGAAUACAAUGAAAAAUGUUACUGUGGGGAAAAACUCUGGUUUGCUGUGUAAAUAAGCAUCAAAUUUUUUAGAGCAAAAAUCACAAAUAGACAGCGGUUUGUUGGCAACUUUAUGAGACAACACUGAUGUUUCAGAAGAAGCGGCUUGACAAAUGUGGGUUGCAUUUUUGCUAAACAUAGCUGGCUAUGAUGAACUGAACUGUAGAACAAAACUACCACAGGGACUGAUGGUUUGAAAGUACUUUAUAAGGUAAACGCUGCCAUGUUUCAAGACUUAAGUGAACCCCCUGAGACCACAGAAUAAGAAAUCUUUAGAUUUAUUUACACAGAUAUUUGCAUCAACAAGAAUGCUUUAAACAUCAUUUUUUAAAGAGAUAUUGUGGACAAGAUCCUAUAUGAAUACCAAGAAAUUUUCUUUUGGCAUUUCUUGUUACUUGGUGACCAACAUAUACAUUAAUCCAAAACAACUUUAAAGUAAUUGUUUGUAGUUCUUUAUUUCCACUAUUAUUGGAACCCACAGGACCUCUGCAUCAGUUUAUUCUAGUGUCUUCUGUAAAUGCAUGACUGAAUCUGGGUGGUUUGUAGGCCAUGUUAAAAACUUUGGCUGUUUUUUGUGAACCACCUACUUUAACAUAACUGCAAAGUUUCCCAGCCACACGAGGCAAUGUUGAGUGAUAAUUCAUGUUAUGCGGUUUUGAAGUCCACUUGAUAAGUGUGCAUAUCCUGGUUACAAUAUUUUAAGGAGUCCUCCUUGUUGUUGUUCCCCUGUAUAGUUAUAAGACAUCAAUGAUGCCGAUUUAAGCACAACUAACAUGUUGGCAUGAGGAACAUUGAAUAAUACAGUUUUAUUCACCGGUAGUAAAAGUUAUGCUGAAGUUAUGUUUGAGGGGCAUCAGGAGCAGAUGUAACUUGACAAUUAUUUCGAUAUUUAUAAACAGUUAUAUUAUUAUAUAAAAUGUGAGAAAACCAUAGAAAAUGUCUGUCGUUUUUCUAAAUUACUCAGAUUAUAUUAAACUAAGUUAUUUUUUCAGCUCUAGUUACAGGUUUAAAAACAGUUUUUGAGUAUUGACAAAGACCUUGUGAUUUUUCCAUAUUGACUUUUGGAAAAUUCAGAAGCUACUUAUAGCACUAUGCUUUUAUCAUUUAGACACACAAACAUUUUUCAAAUUAGUUUCUAUAAACAAAGGAUCUGCUAUAUGCAGUGAAGUUUAGGUUUUGCUUGAAGUUUUAAAUUCAACUCCACCCACUGAAAAAUCUCUGAAACAUUUUGUUUUAGCUGAUUUACUGUAAUCAACUUGGAUAAAAUGCUGCGGAGGCUCAAACUGUCGUAACUUUAAAUUAAACAUUUUUUCUACAGAGUUUGGUUGGACUGAAAUAGCUGGUUCUAUUUUUGAUCUUUGUUCCAAUUUGGUAAAAUAUUUACCUCUGCUAAUCAUGACCUUAUAAAUCUUAUAAAUCUCUUUAUUUUAUGUUUUAUUCCCUGUUUUGUUUUUGUUUUGUUUUUUUAGUUUAUAGUCCUUUAAGUCACACCUCAGAUGUUUUCAGUAAUUAAACAGUUUUGUCUUCUGAUGCACUUCAGUCUAAGGCCAUGAGAAACUGGGGGCGCUCACUUCCUGUGCUUGAACCAGAAAAAUAUAGCAUCAAGUGCAGGUUAAUAAAAGUUGACUAAAGAAAUAAUUUGGAGCUUAGCAUAUUUUACCAUGGCAGCCUCAUUACUUAGGUGUUUCCUGCUAAUACAGCUGCUAAACCGAUGUGUUGCUUCUAAAAGUUGCCCAUCUUCUUCAUUUGUGAGCUGUUAGCGUGUUGGACUCGGAUUGUCCUCAGUUAAAGAUUUGGCAAACUUGAGUGGUUAAAAUAAUUUUUGUUGGAGGAACAGCUGAUUACUUUUAUAAUAAUUUAAUGUCGUAGUUCUUCUUUUGAUUAAUCCAACAAUAAUUUAUAAAAGAUCAGGAAAUGGCACAGAACAGUCAAAUGUCCAAAAUCCAUAAAUGAUCAAAUUACAAUCUUAGAAAUCAAAGAAAAAAUUUUUUUUUUCUUUUUUUUCCUUUUGUUUUGGGGGGGCUUUUUUUAAAAAAAAAAAAAAAAAAAAAAGAUUGAUUAAUGGAUUAUUAAUUUUUCCACAUUGUUUUAAUUCUCAGCUCGAAAUUUUACAUUCUAAUAAAAUUUUAUCUCUGAUUCUUAAAACUUAAAAUUUUGGUUUAAAAAGUUUAUAUAAAACAUGGACGUAGCUUCUAUGUUUAAGUGAAUACCUGCAUUCUCGCUAACAGCCAACGGGGGGACAAAUGUUGUUAGAAAAAGAAGUCUGUGGACAAACAACCCUACUUCUUACCUGUGAUCUCCCUUUCCUGAUGAGUUGUUGGGCUCUGUCACUGCUUUGAAUACAACGUUAUUUUCAUUUUAAUUGUUCUCCUAAUUUAGUCUCAUAAAGCAAAGUGAGGUUUAGUUUAAGCUGUGCAGUGUUUCUGGGGUUCUCAGAUUGCCCCCUUGCUCGUGCCAGCAGUGGGUGAUUUCAGAGGCUACAUCCAUCUUUUAUGUACAGUCUGUGCCUAUUGGACAGAAAAUUAUAACAUGAUAGCAAUUAUGAAA
Molecule: messenger RNA, 6031 nt
Organism: Oreochromis niloticus (Nile tilapia)
Lineage: Eukaryota; Metazoa; Chordata; Actinopteri; Cichliformes; Cichlidae
Gene: mtss1
Product: MTSS I-BAR domain containing 1
Exons: 16
Coding region: 165-2693 (842 amino acids)
Biological process (GO): plasma membrane organization; cell projection assembly
Cellular component (GO): cytoplasmic side of plasma membrane; actin cytoskeleton
Molecular function (GO): actin binding; phospholipid binding
Source: RefSeq, a predicted model, not a curated record